AUGGAGGAUAGCGGUGACUCGCCUACGUCCUCCGGCACGCCCGGCACCGUCGCCGCCACCACCACUGCCGGCCCACCAUCCGGCUCCCCGGCACGGACGGUGGAGGCCGACGGUCCCGCCGACAAGAAGCUGCGCGCGUGCGAGGCCUGCCGCGGGCUCAAAGUGCGCUGCGAACCGGACCCGCGCGAGGGCGAGCCGUGCCGGCGCUGCAAAAAGGCAGGCCGCGGGUGCGUGGUCACGGCGCCGACGCGCAAGCGGCAGCGCAAGACGGACAGUCGCGUGUCGGAGCUGGAGCGCAAGAUUGACGCCCUGACGGCGAGUCUGCAGGCGAGAACGGGCGGCGGCGGGGACGCGGUGAGGCAGCAGCAUGGCAAUGUGAGUGGAAGCAGCGGCAGCAACAGGGGCCAGGAGCACAAGAGCUGGGACAGCGAGGUGGCGCCGUGGGAUAGUGCGCGGCCGGCGGACCAGGAUAGCCACUUUCAGCAGCUGGUCACGAUGGCGGGCCGGAAGCGCAAGGCCAUGGACGAGGGGAUCUCGAAGGAAGGCGGCAGCAGGCCGGCGGCGGAGAGCGAGAGCGCCGCGACCGCCGCGGAUAACGACGACAGGAAGCCGUCGGCGGCGGCGGCGGCGGUCGGCUGGCCGGCGUACACGUCGCGCUCGACUGACGGCGACGUGGUGGACCGCGGGCUCGUGCCGCCCGCGCUCGCAGCGCGCCUGUUCACGCGGUACAAGACGCAGAUGGUGCGGCACCUGCCUGGUGUCGUCUUCGCGCCGAGCGCCACGGUGGCGGAGCUGCGCUCCUCGCGACCGACGCUGUUCUUGGCCAUCAUGGCGGCGGCGGCGGGCGAGGACCACGCGCUGCAGCGGGUGCUGCAGCGCGAGCUGAUGCGCACGCUGGCGCGGCGCGUCAUGGAGGUCGGCGAGAAGAGCCUCGAACUCGUCCAAGCGCUCAACGUCGCCGUCAUCUGGUACUGGCCGCCGGAGCACUUUGAGGAGCUCAAGUUCUACCAGCUGAUCCACACCGCCGCCGUCAUGGCCAUUGACAUUGGGCUCGGGCGGCGGCCACCGCGCGGAGGCAAGUCGCGGGCGGUGCCGCAGGCGGGGUACUACCCGGCGUGGAGGGGCGGGCGGUCGCCGCCGCCGGACCCGACGAGCUUGGAGGCGCGGCGCACGUGGCUAACGUGCUACUACCUGGCGAGCAACACGGCCAUGUCGCUGCGGCGGCCGAACCUGGUGCGGUGGACGGGGUUCAUGGCGGACUCGGUGCGGGUGCUGGAGACGAGCGCCGAGGCGGCGCCGACGGACGCGUACCUGUGCCACCUGGUCUGGACGCACAGGCUGGGCGAGCAGGUCGGCGCGCAGCUGUCGCUGGACGACCCCGACGCGGCGGCGGCGGUGGACGUGGAGGACGCGCGGACGCAGUACGCGCUGCGGGCGCUGGAGCGGGACUUGGAGCGGUACAGGGCGGCGGUGCCGCCGGCGCGCAUGCAGGCGACCCUCAAGAUCGGCUUUGACCUGCUGAGCUUAUAUAUGCACGAGACGGUGCUGCACGGCGGCGAUGGCGGCGGCGGGGAGGAAGGGGAGGAGGAAGGGGAGGAGGAGGAGGAGGGGUUAGUGGGGAGGGAGAGGGCGGCAAGGCCGCUGUCGGCGCAGCACGUCAACGCGCUGACGGCGUGCCUGGCGGCCAUUGACGGAAUCUUCGCCACGUUCCUGGCCCUCGACGUGGAGAGCAUCCGGUGCCUGCCCGUGUUCAACUUCGUGCGCGUCGCGUACGCGGUGGUGGUACUGAUGAAGAUGCACUUCUCCGUGACCGCUGCGGCGGCGGCGGCGGCGGCGGCGGGUGGCGAGGCGGGGUCGGACCUGGCGGUCGUGUUUCCCCGGGAGGCGCUGCGGGUCAGGCAGCACCUGGACGCGCUGCUGGACAAGUUCCGCGAGACGGCGGCGGGGGAUCGCUGCCGGCCGGCGAGCAAGUUCCUGGUGGUGCUGGCGAUGCUCCGCAGCUGGUUCGUCAAGCAGGACGGCAGCGGGAGUGGUGAGGCGCCGGCGUCUGCUGCUGCUCAGCAACGACCACGGCAGCAGCAGCAGCAGCAGCAGCAGCAGAGAUACCAGCAGCAGCCGCAGACGACGGCCAACACGCCGCUGGAGCUUCUCUCCGAGGUCGCCGUCGGCAGCGAUCCGAGCAACCCCGCGAGCUCCUCCUCGCCGUUUGGCUACUACCGACCGACCCCUCCCCCUGCGGCCACCGCCGCGCCUCCUCCCCAGCAGGUGUUCUUCCCCGACGCCAACCCUGCGACCACCACGUCCCCUGGCGGCGGUGGCACGACGACGCCGUUCACCACCGCAGCUUCCUCCGGCGCAGCGUUUCCGGCGUGGAUGAUGCCCGACAGCGGCGGUGGCGGGUUCGACGCCGCCGCUGGGAUGCUGGCGGGCGGCGAGUUCCCGACCGCGGUGGAGUUUGGCGCGAUCGGGGGCAUGGGCUUCGGCUUUGACGGCGGCGUCGGCGGCGUGGCGGGGAUGAACGCGACGACGAACGACCAGUUCUGGACGGACAUGUUCCAGGGCAUACCGGACCCGAACAUGUUUACCUUUUAG
Messenger RNA from Cordyceps fumosorosea ARSEF 2679, 2592 nucleotides. RefSeq names its product Zn(2)-C6 fungal-type DNA-binding domain protein. Gene Ontology annotation, biological process: regulation of DNA-templated transcription; DNA-templated transcription. Gene Ontology annotation, cellular component: nucleus. The record is from RefSeq and is a predicted model, not a curated record. The transcript has a single exon. Gene Ontology annotation, molecular function: transcription cis-regulatory region binding; DNA-binding transcription factor activity, RNA polymerase II-specific; zinc ion binding. Bases 1 to 2592 code for a protein of 863 amino acids. Lineage: Eukaryota; Fungi; Ascomycota; Sordariomycetes; Hypocreales; Cordycipitaceae.